Mesorhabditis spiculigera is the source of this 1503-nucleotide messenger RNA. The record is from the annotation of a GenBank genome assembly. Lineage: Eukaryota; Metazoa; Nematoda; Chromadorea; Rhabditida; Rhabditidae.
AUGCUUCCCUACCAGCCGAUGCGCGUAAAUCGAAAGCAAGUUCUUGCCGUCUUCGCCGUUGGUAUCUUUGUGCUUUUCCUCGUCGCCAGGUCUCGCCCUCCUAGCAGAUACUUCAGCGUCAGCACACUCGGGGAUUCGGUUGGAAAGCAAGAAGAAAUCUUCCACCAGCACUACCCAUUUUCUCCAAAUGUCACCCGUGGAUUCCGCUAUGAAAACACGGAUCUCGACAAAGCUUUCUACGAAUUCCCCAUUCCAAAGGACGCCCUUUACGUCUACAAGGCCUUUUAUGAUUUGAGAGAUCCGGAAGGGCCACGAAUUCGUGUGUGCGUGACGGCUAGUUGUCGUGUGAUCGACGACCCGGGGACCACGAUUGAUUUGCGCGUUGAUGGCCAAUCGAUCGGUCUCGGCUGGAAGAACAGCACAAACUGUUGCAGAUGCGCAGUCGAUGGAUGCAAGUAUUUCAGCUACGACAUCGCCUCCAAGAUCUAUCGGGGACCGGUGCCGGAAACGGUCAGCUUCCACCGGAAUGAGCAUUCGGCCGAAAUCCUGGUCGAACAACCGCCGUCGAACUAUACGGAUGAUAUCUCGGCCUGCACGGGGCCUUUGCAUUGGUACAACGAUUGGCCUCGACUGAUCCUGUAUGUGGAGACGGCGCGUCUGAACGGAAUAUCCCGUAUUCUUGUCACGUGGCAAUCGAUAUCAAAAGAAGUGAAGGCUGUCAUCGACUAUUACCAACAAAAAGGCAUCAUCGAUCCACACCCUUGGCCAGUGUUGCCGUUUAACGACGAGAUUGACAUGUAUCCACAGGUCCACAACGCCGGUCAAAACCUCUUCAACCAAUAUUGCAAUUUCUGGUCGGGCAGCAAGUACACGCAUUUGAGUGAUGUCGACGAGUUGUUGCAUAUCAGACACCAGAACCGGACGCUGUACGACCUGCUCGAGGCGACGGCACGCCAGAAUGCGAGCAUUGGUGGUUUCCGUUUCCAACACACGCCACUCGCCCUCAACUGGAUUCCCGAACCGUUUGACUACGAGAAGUUCCUGAAAUUGGACGCACUGCGGAGCGCGCGGACGCCCAACACGGAUCGCUGGCGCUUGGGCAAGUCGAUUUGGAUGACCAAUGUGACGCGAAUCUCCUGGGUGCAUUACGUGCUGAAAUUCUUCGCAGGACGCGAAAACUACCACGUCCCCCGCGAUCAGGCCCUCCUCCUGCACAUGAGGAACUCGUUCCAAAAAUCAAAGGCAGCUCCGCUCUUCCCGGAUUUUCGACUCUGGCCGAAGGAGCAAAUGACCGAACGCCUCGCCAAGAUGGCCGACACGAUUCGAGAGAUAUUCCGCGACGGGCCGCCGAAUUAUCGAACCUCCACGCUGCCCGCGUCAGAAAAGUGCACGAUGGUGUGGCCAAGUUGCUGGAAUGCCGGCGCCAGCUGUUUCACUUCGAUGAGCAACCAUGAUGAUUGGAUCUACGCGAAGCCGACGCCGCAAAGCUUCCACAUUCCUGUC